Messenger RNA from Aphanomyces astaci, 971 nucleotides. RefSeq lists its product as hypothetical. The transcript is spliced from 5 exons. The coding region runs from base 218 to 847 and encodes 209 amino acids. Gene Ontology annotation, molecular function: protein-containing complex binding. The record is from RefSeq and is a predicted model, not a curated record. NCBI's taxonomy places the organism in Eukaryota, Oomycota, Saprolegniomycetes, Saprolegniales, Verrucalvaceae. Gene Ontology annotation, cellular component: mitochondrion.
CUAUUUUCAUAUCGCAUUAUCAUCAUGUCUGGCCGCCGAGUGGUGCAUGAUGUGUCCCAACACUUGCUUCUCGUGGUCGGUGGUACGGGCUACGUUGGGAGCAACAUCUUACAGCGCGCCGUCCAGAAAGGCAUCACCGUGCGCAGUUUGAACCGCGGAGGUCGCCCUGCGUGGGACAACACCCCGUGGCUCGACAAAGUGGAAUGGUUCCAAGGAGAUGUCUUUUCCAAAGAGGACCUACAAAAGGCCGUCGCAGGUAGGACGCGACCUCACCUUGGGAUUCAUAGACCACUGCUCAUUAGGCACGACGGGCGUGAUUUCUACUGUCGGUGCGUUUGGAAGCAACGAGCACAUGCAGCGACUUUGUGGCGAUGCGACCAUCGAGGCCGUUCGAGCAGCCAAGGAUGCAGGCACGGAACGUUUUGUGUUCAUCUCCGAGUCUCGUGUCGGCAGGCACAUUCCCACGUGGGCGCCACUGUACGGCUACUUUAACGGCAAAGAACGCGCCGAGGCCGCUGUCCGAGCCCACUUUCCAAAGACCGGUGUGUCCCUUCGACCUGGCUUUGUCUACGGCACGCGUCGAGUCCACGUGAACAACACGGACCUGUUCCUGCCGCUGCAACUGGUGGGGGCCCCGUUGUCGUUUGCCGCCCGUCAGUUGGGUCCGGUGUCGGCGGUGCUGUCGCGGGUGCCCGUGCUCGGAGGUGAAUUGCUCGCGACGUGUCCUGUGGGUGCACUGGCGAAAGCCGCCGUCUUGAGCGCCAUCGCGCCAGUCCACUGCGACGUCUUGGACACGGCCAACAUCAUCGCGCUAGGGGAUUCGUUCCACGAAACAGUCGGCGCUUAAUCCCAUGUCGUUCUCGUCGUAAAUAUGACCAUGUGUUAGCAUAAAUGAUUGAAUUGGUCCUCCAUACUCGUCGGGCAGAAACCAGAUAGUUCCAUAUAAGGUAGUCGGUGAGGCACGAAUCAAU